CGAGUAUUCUCCAGAACUCAGUCGUGUUCUACUUAUAAUUCAAAUGAAAAUUUUAAGUAAUCUUUUGGUUAUAAACUCGCAGCGCUUGGGCGGCAGCCGUUUCCAGGCGUGGCCUAACGUACGCCAAACCAGAUCAGAUAUCCGACGGCAAAAUGACGGACAACAGUCUUCUGGCCGCCAUGUGAAAAUUAUUCAUAUUGUCAAGAUGUGCAUCCUGUUGCUUUUGUGGUUGGGCUGUGCAUUCAUAGUGUUUGUUUUCGCAGCCGAGCAAUCGACACGCAGCACUAUGAUCACCGUGAUGCCCAAUAAAACUGCCAUGACGAAAGUCGAGCCGCCCAACAACGCUCUCAAAGUCACACUACAUGGACCAGUACAGAGUAAUGGAGCUGACGGCGUGGACUUGCGCUUGGAAUGGCGGAGCUCAGAUUUAAAUGUGACUUACCGCCGGACCGAGGUGUGGAACAUUGGCAUAAGCAAUGAUGAUACGGCAUACGCGAAAGUGUCGAGAAACUUCAUGGUCAAAAGAACGGGAGGGGCAGAUAGUCAAGCAGUUAUCUCGCUGGAGAGUAAACGGAAUUCUCCGAUAUCCCUGCACGUUGUUAUAGACACAAAUCCGAUGGUCACUGAUAUGUGCCUCGUUUGUGCAGGGCUCUUGAUCCUUGGACUCUAUAUGCUGAUCAUUUUUGACGUAAUCGAUCACACCUUUGCUGCACUCAUUAUAGCUACCACAGCUGUCGCGAUUCUCGCUAUCCUGGAGCACCGGCCCAGCAUGCGUGCGAUAGUAUCAUUUGUUAACUUCGAGCCCCUAAUGUUGCUCUUCGGGCUAAUGACCAUUGUGGAUAUUAUGGCGACAACGGGCGUCUUCGAUUUCCUGGUCGUUUGGACCUACAGGAUUUCCAGGGGUCGACCGUGGCCGCUUAUUUUUUUUCUGAGCAUGCUGACCGCUUUUUUGUCCGCUUUCCUGAACAGCGAUAUCAUGGCUUUGUCACUAACCCCAAUAACUAUCCGUCUGUGCGAGGAGAUGUCCCUGCGAACCAGCUACGUUCUGGUCGUAAUGGCUAUAUUCGCAGAUAUGGGCGGUGCAUUAACGCCUUUGGGAAAUCCACCCAAUGCGAUCGUAACGACAAGUCCGGUUGCGGUUGCGGAAGGAGUUGACUUUGCCCACUUUAUAAUACACAUGAUGCCAGGAGUGCUGGCCGCGAUGUUCGUGGUCUUUGGUAUAAUUUACGUGACCCACAGAAAAAGUAUAUUUGUCCUGGAUCAAAAUCAGUUGGAUCUUAUGGAGGAGAGAGCCAGAGGAAAAAAACCGCCCAGCCAGGAAACCCUAGAUCGCAUAGCUCUCCUCAAGGGUAGCUUGCCAGGCAAGUACUGGUUGAGGCCAGUAGAAGGCUAUCCAGAAACAUUGGCUGAGUUGGAGGCGAGCAGUCGGAUUCUCGAUAAGCCGCUUCUGGUUAGGUGCUGCAUAGCCCUCAUCUUCGCCUUCCUCUGCAUGCUCCUCCACUCGAUACCCAAAGUAGCAGAUGGGGCUUCCUUGGGCUGGGUAACUUUGCUAGCCGCCUUCUUGCUCAUUAUCCUGGACGACAAAAACGACCUGAACGCCACACUCGGCAUAAUCCAGUGGACAAUCCUCCUAUUCAUAGCAGCCCUUUUUGUUUUGUCUGAGGCCGUGGAUCAGUUGGGAUUUUUUGAAUGGCUCGGGGACAGAACGGUUGGAUUUCUUAGGAGUUUGGAACCACAGAACCAGAUUGCGGUAACCACCAUGGUAAUUCUAUGGACGACCGCCCUACUUACAAUCUUUAUCGACAACGCCGCUGUUACAAUAUUUAUGCUUAAGUUCAGCAUCGAGAUGGCCAGCAACGAUGACAUCCCCCUGCCACCGAUGUUUUGGGCGUUGACUUUUGGAGCCUGUUUUGGGGGAAAUGGGUCUUUAUUUGGGGCCGUUUCCAAUGAGAUUAUUGCGCUGAUCGCCCUACAGCAUGGCUAUAAGAUAUCUUUCUGGCACUUUUUCGCCAUCGGAUUUCCACUAAUGCUGGUGACCAUGGUAAUUGGUUCGGGAUACCUUUUAAUCGCACACUCAGUUCUAAGUUGGAACUUACAUUUGGUUCGUUAGAGAAAUAUAUGAAAAUAAUAAAAUCGAAAAAUUUU
Molecule: messenger RNA, 2145 nt
Organism: Drosophila melanogaster (fruit fly)
Lineage: Eukaryota; Metazoa; Arthropoda; Insecta; Diptera; Drosophilidae
Exons: 1
Coding region: 44-2110 (688 amino acids)
Biological process (GO): monoatomic ion transmembrane transport; transmembrane transport
Cellular component (GO): membrane
Source: RefSeq, marked reviewed